Molecule: messenger RNA, 1313 nt
Organism: Brassica rapa (field mustard)
Lineage: Eukaryota; Viridiplantae; Streptophyta; Magnoliopsida; Brassicales; Brassicaceae
Product: novel plant SNARE 13
Biological process (GO): vesicle fusion
Cellular component (GO): ER to Golgi transport vesicle membrane; SNARE complex; endoplasmic reticulum membrane
Molecular function (GO): SNAP receptor activity; SNARE binding
Source: RefSeq, a predicted model, not a curated record
GCUGUUACAAUACCUGUAUUUUUAAUUAGUUAAAAUUUAAUUCCAUAUAGCUGACGUAAGCUUGUUCUUCUUCUCCUUCUCUUUCCUUUUCCGUUGUUUCAUGCUCUCUCUGAUUCGUGUUUAGGCUUUUUACACAUCCUCUAGAUUUCACUAUCGUCGGAGUUCUGAAUAUCUCCGGCGAGAUGGCUUCUAAUAUACCGAUGAGCCCUCAAUUGGAGCAGAUCCAUGGCGAAAUCCGUGACCACUUCCGAGCCCUCGCGAAUGGUUUCCAGAGGUUGGAUAAGAUGAAGGAUUCUACUCGACAAAGCAAGCAACUCGAGGAACUCACUGACAAGAUGCGAGACUGUAAAAGGUUGGUCAAGGAUUUUGACCGUGAACUCAAGGAUGAGGAAGCUAAUAAUCCUCCUGAAGUAAAUAAGCAAUUGAAUGAUGAGAAACAGUCUAUGAUUAAGGAACUCAAUUCUUAUGUUGCGCUAAGAAAAACGUAUAUGAGUACUCUUGGCAACAAGAAGAUUGAACUUUUUGAUAUGGGAGCUGGACCCAGCGCCGAACCUACACCUGACGAUAAUGUUCAAGUUGCUUCAGCUAUGUCAAACCAGGAGCUUGUUGAUGCUGGAAUGAAAAGAAUGGAUGAGACUGAUCAGGCCAUUCAGCGCUCAAAACAGGUUGUAGAACAAACACUUGAAGUUGGAACUCAAACUGCAGCUAAUUUAAAGGGACAGACGGAUCAAAUGGGACGUGUUGUGAACCACUUAGACACGAUUCAGUUCUCUAUCAAGAAAGCAUCACAGCUUGUGAAAGAGAUAGGGAGACAGGUGGCUACGGAUAAAUGCAUAAUGAUGUUCCUGUUUCUCAUUGUAUGCGGUGUGAUAGCCAUUAUCGUAGUGAAGAUCGUCAACCCGAAUAACAAGGACAUUAGGGACAUCCCAGGGUUAGCUCCUCCAGCGCAAUCGAGGAAGCUACUAUACUUGAGGAAUCCGGAGUACAUGGGAAGAUAGAAUCUCUGCCUGUAUAUGUUAUUCACGUGUAAUAAGGAAAUUGCGUCUUGAGGUUCGAUAAUAUAUCUUCUUUGCCUUUUCAUUUGUUCACAAUCCAUUUCAUGGAUGAGAGAGAGAGAGGGGGGGUUGUGUGCUUUGGUAGUUGACGAGGCUUGGGGUUGUUUAUGUUCAUGUUCAUGUUCUUUUGUUUCUUUUCACCCCAGUCAUUUGAAUCUGGGUUUUGAUUGGAGAGGGUUUGUAUAUUUCAUCAUUUGUUUUCUUUGUAGUAACCUAUCACUUCUUUUGUAUAAAAUUCAGUACCAUGUUAUAUACUCU